AUGCGAUACCCCACAUCCUUGACUUCCAGAAUGUUGAGGCAGGCAAGGAUGGAGACUAUCUUCCCCUCUUUCGGUCUCGAGGGGAAGAGAUCAACGUCGUACAACCUUGAAUUAGACAUAAAUAAGAGAUCAACUCGAUUUGAAUAUGGCUAUCACUCGAAGAGUAAUUGGGCUUUUGGCACUGGCCUUACUGAGGUUCGAAAAGACAUCCCUUGUGAGGACAUUCAUCCUGACAGAAGCAGCCAAGUUGUCAUCACGUUGCCAGACAGGAGAGCCCCACAGAUCACCGCAACUCAUAUCACUCAUGCUACACCUACACUGAGACGAUACCUUACACAGGACCUACAAGAAGUAACAAAAGAUCAGUGUACUGCCCAAUGGAAAAGGUCCAGCGGCAAUGGUGACGGAAAUGGUCGACAUUCCUUGCAAAGAUCCAAAAUGCCCUACUACGCCGACUGUCACGGUGACUGGGCCGGGGACAUGCUUUCAUUGUCAGUCGGAUUGUGGAACCGAGACGGUGACGAAGACGGCGAGAUGCCCUAG
Molecule: messenger RNA, 543 nt
Organism: Hyaloscypha bicolor E
Lineage: Eukaryota; Fungi; Ascomycota; Leotiomycetes; Helotiales; Hyaloscyphaceae
Exons: 4
Coding region: 1-543 (180 amino acids)
Source: RefSeq, a predicted model, not a curated record